Molecule: messenger RNA, 1620 nt
Organism: Neogale vison (American mink)
Lineage: Eukaryota; Metazoa; Chordata; Mammalia; Carnivora; Mustelidae
Gene: UNCX
Product: UNC homeobox
Exons: 3
Coding region: 1-1620 (539 amino acids)
Biological process (GO): regulation of DNA-templated transcription
Molecular function (GO): DNA-binding transcription factor activity, RNA polymerase II-specific; sequence-specific double-stranded DNA binding
Source: RefSeq, a predicted model, not a curated record
AUGAUGGACGGCCGCCUCCUGGAGCACCCGCAUGCCCAGUUCGGGGGCUCUUUGGGCGGCGUGGUGGGCUUUCCCUACCCGCUGGGCCACCACCACGUGUACGAGCUGGCCGGCCACCAGCUGCAGUCGGCCGCCGCCGCCGCUGCCGCAGCCUCGGUGCCCUUCUCCAUCGACGGCCUGCUCAGCGGCUCGUGCGCUGCCGCCGCCGCCUCGGUGGUCAACCCCACGCCGCUGCUGCCGGCCGCCUGCGGGGUGGGAGGCGACAGUCAGCCCUUCAAGCUGUCAGACUCGGGGGACCCGGACAAGGAGAGCCCGGGCUGUAAGCGGCGGCGCACCCGCACCAACUUCACGGGCUGGCAGCUGGAAGAGCUGGAGAAGGCGUUCAACGAGAGCCACUAUCCCGACGUGUUCAUGCGCGAGGCGCUGGCGCUGCGCCUGGAUCUGGUCGAAUCUCGAGUGCAGGUCUGGUUCCAAAACCGCCGGGCCAAGUGGAGGAAGAAGGAGAACACGAAGAAGGGCCCGGGGCGGCCGGCUCACAACUCACACCCGACCACGUGCAGUGGCGAGCCAAUGGACCCAGAGGAGAUCGCGCGCAAAGAACUGGAGAAGAUGGAGAAAAAGAAGCGCAAGCAUGAGAAGAAGCUGCUGAAGAGUCAGAGCCGCCACCUGCACUCUCCAGGCGGCUUGUCCCUGCACAGCGCACCCAGCUCCGACAGCGACAGCGGCGGCGGCGGUCUGUCCCCGGAGCCGCCGGAGCCGCCGCCGCCGGCCGCAGCAGCCAAGGGCCCUAGCUCGCACGCCGCCGGCGCCGCCGGUUCCGCGCCCGCACCGCCCGGUGAACCGCCCGCGCCCGGCACCUGCGAUCCCGCCUUUUACCCGAGCCAAAGAAGUGGCGCCGGCCCGCAACUGCGGCUAGGCCGCCCAGCGGACAAGGACGCGGCCCCGUGUGCACCCGGGGCGGCGGUGGAACGUGGCGCCGCCGGCCUGCCGAAGGCCAGCCCGUUCAGCGUGGAGAGCCUGCUGUCCGACUCGCCGCCGCGCCGGAAAUCCGCCCCAGCUAACGCCGCCGCCGCCGCGGCAGCUGCUGCGGCCGCCGGGCUGGACUUCGCGCCCGGGCUGCCAUGCGCGCCGCGGACCCUCAUUGGCAAGGGCCACUUCCUGCUCUACCCCAUCACGCAGCCGCUUGGCUUCCUGGUGCCGCAGGCCGCGCUUAAGGGCGCAGCGGGUCCGGAGCCCGCGCCCAAGGACGCGCCGCCCGCACCCGCCUCGCCGCCCGCGCCGCCCGCUCAGGCCAGCUUCGGGGCCUUUCCGGGGCCCGGAGGUGCCCCGGACUCGGCCUUCGCGCGCCGCAGCCCCGACGCCGUCGCCUCCCCGGGGGCCCCGACCCCGGCGCCCUUCCGGGACGCGGCCGUGGCUGCGGCCGAGGGCGGCGGCGAGGAUUGCGCGGAUUCGGGGGCCGCCUGCCCAGCGGCCACACUGCCGCUCCCUCUUGCGCCGUCUCCUGCGCCGGGCCCGCGGGCUCCCAGCCCUGCCGGGGAGCCGGCUUUGUGCGGGGCCCCAGAGCCAAGCGCCGAGCCCGGACCCAGCGCGCCGGAUGGCGAGGAGGUGGACAUGGACUGA